Molecule: messenger RNA, 480 nt
Organism: Pyricularia grisea
Lineage: Eukaryota; Fungi; Ascomycota; Sordariomycetes; Magnaporthales; Pyriculariaceae
Exons: 2
Coding region: 1-480 (159 amino acids)
Source: RefSeq, a predicted model, not a curated record
AUGAUUCCCCUGUUUUUGGUAAUCUUGCUGUUCUUCACUCAUUUUGCGGCUGCCGGACAUACUGAAAACUUCAGAAUCGUUAAAGCCCUCGCCGAAAAUGCAGGUGUUGAUCUGGAUCUGACUGGGAGACAAUCUUAUGCCAUUUACGAGAUUCAGGGCAAAAAUAGUUGGAUCCCGCACGAUUACCAUAUGCGGCUGAUAAACGGCCGCGUCAGUUGCUUUGGACCCGAUAAUUGCGACUUUGUCGGGAAUGCGUUUCAUAUGGCUCCCAAUGUUAAAUACCGGAUCAACACAUGUGGCAAAAAUCGCCAACAAUCGCGAAACAGACCUUGGAAGGCCAAUACUUAUUAUAGUGAGAAAGCGGACACCGAUUUCGAACUAGGAACGCCGAACAAACACAAAUGGGCAGGCUUGACUAAGGAUCUUACCUAUGAACAAAUUCAAGAAAUUGCUGCAUGCAUGCCAGAUAUGAAUUGUUGA